UCCUCCUCUCACGGACAAGGAAUUCAUCUGUUUUCAUGGAGUUCAGAUUCAUCUGGUAUGUCUGGCUGCAGAUAUAUGGCAGCUAUCAGCAAAAUAUUCUUCCCGAACAUAAAAGGCGCCACUGCAAUGCGCUACAGACUUUGGACAUUAUGGAGCAUGCCAUGCCCGAGAUACGCAGCAUUCUUCAGGAAGAAUCUAACAAAGCCAGACGUCAAUACGAGGAAAUCGUAUCUUUUCUGAGAGGUAGUAUCCUGCUAACGUGUGAGGCUGGGUGGGUAUACCAUGACGGCAACUGUUAUUUGAUUUCACAUAAAAGGAGCAACUGGCAUUCAGCAAUGGUCGUUUGUCAAUCCAUGAACGCAUACCUUGCAGAGAUAAGAAACGAUAAGGAAAAUCGGUUUUUGAAGACAGAACUGCAAAAAGUCACGAAAGAGAUAGAACAGAGAUGGAAUUGGAAUUGUUUCCUUGGUGGAACAUAUUUGGAUACUGAGGGUGAGUGGAUCUGGAACAACACAGGAACACCACUAGGGUUUACUGACUGGAGUCAAGGAAACCCUGACAAUCGGGCUACUAAAGAGCAUUGCAUGGUGAUGAUUGAAAAAUUUGGGUUCCAAUGGGGUCACCUAUCCUGUCAACUAAAGAGACCUUACAUAUGUAAAACAAGUGUCCAAUACAAGUUGUAUCCCUGAUGACGAUGAUAGACUUACUGGGACGUUGGGACAUUUAGCUUCGAGAGGAACCUCAGCCAGCACGUGAUACAUCACCAGAUGAACUUUGUUUAAAAUAUUGUCCGUUCCACAUAGAAUACCGAUACAAGAAUAAGGACCCCAGCCUAAAAUAACAAAAACAAAAAGGUUACUCUACGUGGCAGUGUGAUCUAUAUGUCAUUAUUUUUUUCGUAUGCGUGCCUUUAUUUUACGUAUCCAACUUCAAAACAUUAUUUUGACAGGUGUUGGCACUUUUUAAAGUAAAGGCCACCGACAAUUUAAUAUAUCAUUGCCAUAGUCAUUGCUGUGAAAUAUUCAUUUUAGUCCCUUUGAAAGACAUAUUCCAUAAAAAUCACACGUUGCCAUACAGGAAUUGUCCAAUUUGUGGGUCGCGGUGCUUAUGGAAAAAAACUUUUGACAGCGGAAGUCACCCUAAGCCAGAAAUCUCAUUUCGGUUGGUUCAUCUCUUUUAUUGAAAGCGAGAAUACUCAAAGUAUAAAAAGAACUGAGUGGAACUUUUCUUCGCGAUUAUUAAUGAUGCACUUCUACCCUUUACCUUAAGAGAUGUUUUCCAUCGAACUUACAAUAGGUUGACUGACAAUAGGGGCCUAUCAUUGCUAACCAUCACACAUGUUUAUCAUGGUAUAAGGAUGUUCAUACUCACUAUGCUCCUCAUCAUGCUUCUCAUUAUAUUACCACGUGCUUGUCAUGUUUCAAGGAAAAAUAAAAGG
Mizuhopecten yessoensis (Yesso scallop) is the source of this 1438-nucleotide messenger RNA. RefSeq names its product perlucin-like protein. The record is from RefSeq and is a predicted model, not a curated record. Lineage: Eukaryota; Metazoa; Mollusca; Bivalvia; Pectinida; Pectinidae. Gene Ontology annotation, molecular function: signaling receptor activity. The transcript is spliced from 5 exons. Bases 36 to 689 code for a protein of 217 amino acids.